Messenger RNA from Lobosporangium transversale, 1311 nucleotides. Its product is annotated as vacuolar fusion protein MON1. Gene Ontology annotation, biological process: protein targeting to vacuole; vesicle-mediated transport. Lineage: Eukaryota; Fungi; Mortierellomycota; Mortierellomycetes; Mortierellales; Mortierellaceae. The coding region runs from base 1 to 1311 and encodes 436 amino acids. The transcript has 5 exons. The record is from RefSeq and is a predicted model, not a curated record.
AUGUCGACAAAGUCAUAUGACUCAGAUGAUAUUUCCGACAAUUAUGGUGGCUAUAAGAAACAUAGUGCAGGGGAAGACCAUACGACCGUUGCAUGGACAGCGCAUCGUAAACAUUUCUUUAUUCUAAGCAGUGCAGGCAAACCAAUUUAUGCACGAUAUGGGGACGAGUCAAGGAUAUCGAGCUACAUGGGCGUGAUCCAAGCCUUGAUCAGCUUCUUUGCCGAUAAUGAUGAUUCGAUCCGGUGCAUCAAUGCUGGGCAACACCGAUUUGUCUUUUUACUUAAACCGCCUUUAUAUCUCGUAUGUGUUUCCCGAUCAGGGGAAUCCGAGACACAGCUAAGGGAUCAGCUCAAUUAUCUCUAUGCACAAAUUAUCAGUGUUUUAACACAUUCACAAAUGACACGAAUUUUUGAACAGCGCAACAACUUUGAUCUAAGGGGACUCAUCGGUGGAACUGAGAUUUUUCUGGAUAGUCUCGGCAAAUUAAUGAAUAGCUAUCCAGGAUUCAUGCUCGGAGCCAUUCAAUGUCUAACUAUGCCUAAAGCUCUGCGUGAUAAAGUAGGCACAGUCCUUGGACGAGCCAAAUGCAAACCAUUACUGUAUGCCAUCCUAUUGACUCCUACGCAGCUGAUCACAUUGCUGCGUCCACGGACACAUUCGAUGCAUCCUGCAGACCUUCAUUUGAUUUUCAACCUGCUUUCAGGAUCAACAACGUUUGAAAGUUCUGAAUCCUGGACUCCGAUCUGCUUACCUAAAUUUAACAACAAGAGCUUUCUACAUGCUUAUAUCUGCUACAUUGCCAAACGAGUCUGUAUGCUCUUGAUCUCACCGGACAAGGACAGCUUCUUUGAGAUGUCAAGUGUGAAACAAAAGGUCGUUGAGGGUCUCGAGGCUGGCGGCAUGUUGGCUUCUUUAGAGAGUUAUGCAGCAGCAGGAUCUAGAGGCGAUACGGGUAUCCCAGGAUUGCGCCAUUUUCUGUACAAGUCUCGAACAAAUGUCCAAUUCACAAUGCCUGAAUUGACAGAUGCUUAUAGCAGCUUGAGUGCUAAAAAGCGCCUUCUCCGGCAAUAUCAGCAUAUGCAUGAGAGAAUGCACAGGAAAACGCGCCCACUAAAGCUGCUGUAUCACGUGGGGGAAAAUGAAACCAUGCUUGGCUGGAUCACAAAUAGUUUCGAGCUCUAUGCCGCAUUCGGCCCUCUCGUCUCCAAGAGUGCAGUGGUCCUCAUGUCCAAUAAGCUUCUCAAAUGGAUACGGAAACAGGAAGAUAGUCUAUUAAUCCUAAACUCUCCCAGCUUUGAAAAGUUCAAAUAG